This is a messenger RNA of Aspergillus puulaauensis, 3570 nucleotides long. RefSeq names its product putative NF-X1 finger and helicase domain protein. Gene Ontology annotation, biological process: regulatory ncRNA-mediated heterochromatin formation. The transcript is spliced from 2 exons. The record is from RefSeq and is a predicted model, not a curated record. Bases 1 to 3570 code for a protein of 1189 amino acids. Gene Ontology annotation, molecular function: helicase activity. Lineage: Eukaryota; Fungi; Ascomycota; Eurotiomycetes; Eurotiales; Aspergillaceae. Gene Ontology annotation, cellular component: nuclear RNA-directed RNA polymerase complex.
AUGCAAGAGGUCGUCCAGUGCCUCGCGAAGGAGGGCGGCCUGAGACGGAUUCAAGAGCUCAUUGAGCGGGACUUUUCUGUCUUGCCGCCAUCUGCGAAACGACGUGUUUUCGCUGAGCAGAUGCUUCCUUUUAUGGAGCUCAUCACACAUCCCAGUCUGUUGGCGUCGUUGGUCUUGGAACAGGCUGUUGUGACUAUAUACAACUGCAUUUUCGGAAUCAAUGCACGUCGGGCAGCGCCGUUUCUACAGUUUGUGGCAGGCGCGAUACAGCUAGAAACAGAGAACGAUGGCCCGGCAGCAUGUACAUAUCUUGAGGUAUGCUUGUCAGCCUUUUGGCACAUCGUUGACUUGAACUCGACGGCCUUUAUCCAAGAGUCGCUACAGCAAGUUGCCCAGCGGUUCGCGGACCUCCUUAACGCCCUGCAUGGCUUGGACGGCGCCAGUGGCCUUCACCAGUCUGUCCAUUACCUCGAGCGGCUCCAGCGCCGACUAAACAUUGGACUCUCCUUGCCGACUCUGCUGGGGUCUUCGAGGAAGGUUCCUGUAAAUGCCACACCUGUUGCCUUUGUGGCACAGAAAGACCCGCCUGGCAAUCGCCACGACAACGACCACGCCGAUAUUGGGAAGGUUAAGAUCAUGCCAACCUUCCAGGAGAUCAUGUCAUCACGCACAGAGUAUCUCCCGGUAAAGGACCCUCGCCAGUGGCAUCUUCCCGGACUGGCUGGACUACUGGACAAGAACUUCCGGCUCCUACGAGAAGACACUGUUGGCCAGCUCAGGGACGCCAUUCACGCGGAGCUCCGGCCACGGGCUAUGAGAGAUGGACGCAGGGGGCAGACCAGAAUGCACAUUUAUAAAAACGUCCUCGUCAAGCAGGUGGACCUUCACAAGCUUUCCGGAUUGCAGUUCCUCGUGCAGUUCUCGCAGCCACCACAAGUGCGUGGCAUGACGAAACAGAGACAGGAGGACUGGUGGCAGAUGUCCAAGCGCCUGCAAGCAAGUGCUUUUGUAUGUCUUUUGGAUCGCAGAGGGACCGCAGUAUUCUGCACGGUAGCGACGCCUGAUCGUCCGAAUACAAAGUCCGAUGCAGCAGAGAGGAAGGACGCAAUGAUGGCCGGCUCGCUUACGGACGACGUGAAUGUGGCUUCGGUCGUGUUAGAGCUGGUCGAGCCCUGUGAGAGUACAUGGCAAUACAUUCUAGACUGCCAUGGGGCUACAGGGAACCGGUCUGCAAUGUCGCUGGUGGAAUUCCCCGGCAUUCUUCUUCCCUCGUUUCAGCCCACGCUGCUUGCUUUGCAGAAGAUGCAAAAGGCUGCUGAUAUUCCAAUGUCGGAUUUCAUCGCGCCCAGCGAUACGAGCAGCCUGUCGCAGUUCAUAGACGUGCCGCCGCCUCUAUACUCGGUGGUGCCGGGAUUCAGCUUCGAUCUAAAGUGUCUCAUGAAUGACGGGUCGAGUUUAACUGUUGAGCAUUCCCAGCCUGUAGAUAUAGCGACCCUUCAGACGAAGUCCACGCUCGAUGAUGCCCAAGCAACAGCCCUGGUACAGUCACUCCAGCGGCGAGUCGCUCUCAUCCAAGGCCCGCCGGGGACUGGCAAGAGCUUUACUGGAGUGGCAUUGAUCAAGGUUCUUUUAGCGAACAAAAGAAAAGUCAAGAAGGGGCUCGGCCCUAUUCUCUGCGUGUGCUAUACAAAUCACGCCCUUGACCAGCUUCUGGAAGACCUGCUGGACAACAACAUCACCUCCCAAAUCAUCCGCAUUGGGUCCCAGUCCAAAUCGGAGCGUUUACAGCCGCUGAACCUUCGAACUGUUGCUAGAGAGGCUGAUAAGACCCGGAUGGAACGGCACGAUCAAUGGUCCUUCCGCACGACACUCGAUGAAUACGGAGAGUCUUUCCAGAAGCUCAAGCUCAAUUCCACAGGGUCGGACCAUGCCCUGAAAGACUAUAUUAGAAAAGCUGAUCCGUUGCACUACCAGCAGCUUUUUGAGGCGGACGCAGAGGGCUUUCAGAGGCAGUCUAGACAAGGAUCUCAUGGCAUCGUGCACUCAUGGAUCAACGGGGGACAGCGAAGCGGCAACACGCGUCCGCUGGCUGAGCUGGCCAACGUACAUGUGGAUAUGAUGACCGUGUCAGAACGUCGACUUCUGCAUGCGCACUGGUCUAGAGAGGCCCGAAUGGAAUCUCUUUCCGAGGCGCAGUCGCUGCUGUCCUCGCAUUCUGGAAUAAAAUAUUCUUGGGAUAGAGUACGGGAUGAAGUCGACCUCCGGUGCCUUCGGACUGCAGAUGUUAUUGGCGUCACCACAACAGGUUUGGCCCGGAAUCUGAACAUGUUGCGUCGUCUGCCGUCAAAGGUGCUCUUAUGCGAGGAAGCUGGUGAGGUUCUCGAGGCGCAUCUUCUCACUUCGUUGCUGCCUUCUCUAGAACAUGUUAUCCUCAUUGGUGAUCACCAGCAACUUCGCCCUCAGAUUCAGAACUACGAGCUUUCUAGGGAAAGCAGCUCCGGAAAGGCAUACUCCCUGGACCGGUCUCUGUUUGAACGGCUUGUUGAGCCCGAUGAUGGAGUCGGAGUGCAGAUUCCCUUCUGCACUCUAGAGACCCAACGCCGUAUGCAUCCAUCCAUGUCUCGUCUAGUUCGUGACACUCUGUACCCUAAGCUUCAGGAUGCCCCGGUAGUGUCUGAGUAUCCUGACGUUAUGGGGAUGCGCCAGCGGCUGUUCUGGCUUGAUCACCGACAUGCAGAGGGCGAUUCGUCUGGCCAGGAUGCCAUUGCAACGUCUCACUGGAACGACCACGAAAUAUACCUGACGAUUGCCUUGGUUAAUCAUCUUCUCCGGCAAGGUACCUAUGCAUCUGGGGAUAUUGCUGUGAUUACUCCCUAUCUCGGCCAGCUCCACCGUAUGCGGCGCAAACUUGCCGGCUCCUAUACAAUCACUUUGGGGGAAAGGGACCAGGAAGACCUUGAUAAUGCAGGGUUCACCGCUGAUACAACAGACUCGGAUAAUAAAGACAUUAUCCGGAGCUCUCUGCUUCAAACCCUCAGAGUUGCGACUAUUGAUAACUUCCAGGGCGAGGAGGCCAAGGUUGUUGUGAUUUCCCUAGUAAGAAGCAACAAGCAAAAUCGAUGCGGUUUCCUCCGUACUCCCAAUCGGAUCAACGUCCUUCUAUCGCGGGCCAAACACGGGAUGUAUAUUAUUGGCAACUCAGAAACAUCCAGAGGGGUCGACAUGUGGAAUAAGGUGAUCAAUAUCUUAGAGUCCGAGGGCAAUAUUGGCCCCGGUUUGGACCUUUGCUGUCCUCGCCAUCCGGAGACGCCGAUCACAGUAUCAGAGCCUGAUGACUUUCUACAACACGCCCCAGAGGGAGGCUGUAGCCUGCAGUGUGGCAAGCGGCUUCGGCCGUAUACUGCACAGAGCCUUGUCAGCGUCCACAGAAGGGAUGUACCCAUCCCUGCCCAAGGCCCUGUGGAGACCCAUGCCCGAAGAAAUGCCAGAUUCCAGUGUUUGAUGCUGCACGUAUUCUACCCUGUGGUCACCUCAUGGCUACUCUCCCAUGCUGGCAAUCGCAGGACCUAA